CCCUCUUUCACUAUUGUGUCUUCCUGCAGAACAGUACACGUGGUGUUUGAUUAGUAACCCAGAAAGGUCAGGCUAAAAAAAAAUAAAAAAACGAGUCACAAACCCUUCAAAAAGUGUAUUUAGUGUCUGUGUUAAAGGACUAUAACGAGGGACAUUUUAUGCCAGGGAGGUUUCUGGUUUCAACUUCCAACAACUCAGCCGGACAGCAUCUCGUAUUUCAAAGCGGAACUCAAGUUGACUUUGGGUGGUUGUUUCCACACGAACAAAUAAUCGCGCUUUUCACAUCGUUAGGUAGCGGAGAUGGCAGCCCUACGAACGGCACUUCAUGGACGACUUCUUCAGACCCUCCCCCUCUCCUUUGGCUCACUGCGGUUUGCCAGCUCCUUUAAGGCAGCAGAUCUCGUCAUUGAACGCAAUGCAGCAUGUAAGCAGAAGCCCGACCCCUCCACCUUGGUGUUCGGAAAACAGUUCUCCGACCACAUGUUGACCAUCAACUGGUCGGAGAAGGGCGGCUGGCAGGCUCCUCAAAUCAAACCUUUCCAGAACCUAUCGCUGCACCCGGCCAGCUCCUCCCUGCAUUACUCCAUAGAAUUGUUUGAAGGCAUGAAGGCUUUCCGUGGAGUUGACAACCACGUCCGGCUGUUCAGACCCAUGCUAAACAUGGAGAGGAUGCAUCGGAGCUCUGAAAGAAGCUGCCUUCCUUUAUUUGAUAAAGGUGAACUGCUGGAGUGCAUCAAGAAGCUGGUGGAGGUAGACCAGGAGUGGGUUCCCUUCUCCCAGGACGCUAGCCUCUACAUCAGACCCACCUUCAUAGGAAUUGAACCCUCUCUCGGCGUGUCUCGGCCAGGAGAAGCUAUGCUCUUUGUCAUCGUUGGCCCAGUGGGACCUUACUUCGCCACGGGGUCUUUCAACCCUGUGUCUCUGCUGGCGGACCCUUCAUUUGUCAGGGCCUGGCAGGGAGGCGUUGGUGCCUAUAAGAUGGGAGGUAACUACGGCCCUACAAUAGCUGUGCAGAACGAGGCAGUGAAGCGGGGCUGUCAGCAGGUUCUGUGGCUGUACGGAGAGCAGGAGGAGAUCACAGAGGUCGGCACCAUGAACCUCUUCAUCUACUGGACCAAUGAGAACGGAGAGAAAGAGUUGUUCACCCCUCCUCUGGAUGGCAUCAUCCUCCCAGGAGUGACCAGACAGUCGCUCCUGGACCUGUCCAGAAGCUGGGGUGAGUUUAAGGUGGCCGAGCGCACGAUGAGCAUGCCGGAGCUGCUGGGGGCUCUGGAUUCUGGGAGGAUCCUGGAGGUGUUCGGUGCGGGUACAGCCUGCGUUGUGUGUCCCGUGGGCAGCCUCCUCUACAAAGGAAAGACAUACCAGAUCCCGACUAUGCAGAAUGGUCCGGACCUGGCCAAGAGGUUCCACAAAGAGCUUACUGACAUUCAGUAUGGUCGCAAAUUAAGUGAGUGGGCCCCAGUGGUUCUUUAAAUGGCCGUAUUGCACAUGCCAAUUGUAUCAAUAGUCCCAUUUUCCAGUUUGGACAACCACCAGCCCUCCCCCUCUCAACCCACUAUUGCACUCCUGCAUACCGACCGACCAAGGAGACAGAUUCCUCUCUGUCGGGCUUCGUAGGCAUCUGUUACAACAUCUCUUGCUUUGGAAAGCAAUAUUAACAAUAUGCAAUGUUUGGACUCGAACACACUCUGAUUAUUGGGUGUAUAUGAAGCAGUAAAAACGGCUUUCAAUGGAAGAGAAAAUCAUACAAGAAAACCAAUGCAGUCAAUUUUAAAAACUGAUGUACAGUAUAUUAGACUAACUCAAGCAUAUUCAAAAUUCUAAUCUAUUCGGGUCAGUUUUAUUCAAAAUACACUCCACACACACAUAUAUACUUGAACUGGUUAAUUGUGUUAAAUAGCACAAACAUUUAUUUUAUCACAUUUUUUAAACCUGGUAUUAAAAAAAGGCACAAACUGACAUAUUUCAGGCAUAGAAGGUGAAAUAUUUGCAUUAUUAAAGCAGCUAAAUAUUUGCUGUGUAGUACGGCUCGGCAGCACUUUGCCCGUACGAGCUGUUUCUCAUUAACAAAAGUAAUAACUCUAACCUUCACAACAGGAAAACCUUAUAUAAACAAUAACCUGUAUUACUUUCAACCACCUGUGGUGUGUUCUCCAAAACCUUUAACUGUUACGUGUGAGUAGUACCUGUAAAUGCAUCAUAGGAUAAUGUUGUGUUACGGUUGUGUACAUAAUGAAAUGAGAGAGUCACGCUGUUAGUUUUUAUGGGGCCACGUCACUUUGACACCAGAGUUUGCACUGACCUUGUUAAAUGUCGGGUUUGUAUUUUAAACCUGGUUUGACUCAGCUUUUAGGAACGGUUUUUAUGUUUGAUGGUUUUUUUUUUGUGAGGAAGACUACUGCACGAAAACUAAACAAAGAGAUUAAAAGGUCUAACAAUAGGAGGACGAGCUGUAGAAGAGAAAGACUGUUACACGCUGGCAGUUACUCCUGCACUAGACUGUGUGUAAUUAUUAUGAAAACAAUGUAACAAAGUGUGUUAUUUUAGAGGUUUUUAAAUUAUAUUUUUCCUUUUCUCAUGUGAAAUUAGGUAUACUGUCUUCCAAAGUACUUGACCAGUGUUUUCUGUAUCCUCGGGCUCAUGUCCCUCCAUCUCUGGUUUUCCUUACUUUGAAUGUAUUUUUAUUUUUACACACAUACUGUCCCUCUCUUCUGUCUAAGUGCCUGACCUUAGCCUGGUGGAUCUUCAGCUGCUGUUUUUACUUUUCGAGUUUGUGCACUAGGGGAUGUAGCUGGAUUCUUUUUCAGUUUAGUUGUUUCUAAAUGUACUGUUACUUUUAAUCGGCUGUAAUGUUUUUACAAUAAACCUGAUCUGAGUUCAA
Molecule: messenger RNA, 2881 nt
Organism: Eleginops maclovinus (Patagonian blennie)
Lineage: Eukaryota; Metazoa; Chordata; Actinopteri; Perciformes; Eleginopidae
Gene: bcat2
Product: branched chain amino-acid transaminase 2, mitochondrial
Exons: 11
Coding region: 301-1473 (390 amino acids)
Biological process (GO): L-leucine biosynthetic process; L-valine biosynthetic process
Cellular component (GO): mitochondrion
Molecular function (GO): branched-chain-amino-acid:2-oxoglutarate transaminase activity
Source: RefSeq, a predicted model, not a curated record